Messenger RNA from Daucus carota subsp. sativus, 1221 nucleotides. RefSeq lists its product as uncharacterized. Bases 112 to 1023 code for a protein of 303 amino acids. The transcript has 4 exons. Lineage: Eukaryota; Viridiplantae; Streptophyta; Magnoliopsida; Apiales; Apiaceae. The record is from RefSeq and is a predicted model, not a curated record.
UUUGACUUGCCCAACUAUGACGCCAUGACUCCCUCAACAACCAACCAACCAAAACGCAACACAAAAACACAAACUCACCAUUCAUUUCCCACCCCACACUAACCUAAAAUCAUGGGCUGCUCUUGCCUCAGCUUCACCUCAUUAUACGCCACCUACCUCCGCCGCUGUCUCAUCUCCGCCGGCCUCACCUCCAAACACAUCACCAUCGACGAUCAAACCCGCAUCCACUUGUGGGCCCCCAAACACACCACCUCCGACGCCAUCCUCCCCAAGCCCGCCGUCCUCCUCAUCCACGGCUUCGGCCCCGCCGCCAUGUGGCAAUGGCGCAUGCAGGCCGUCUUUCUCGCCAAGCUCUUCGAUGUUUACGUGCCGGACUUAGUGUUCUUUGGGGAGUCGUUCACGUCGGGGCCGGAGAGGUCGGAGGUUUUUCAGGCGGAGUGCAUGGGGAAGAUGAUGGAGAAGAUGGGUGUGGAGAGUUAUGCGGUGGUGGGGACCAGUUAUGGGGGGUUUGUGGCGUAUAAUAUGGCAGUGAGGUGGCCGGAGAGAGUUGAGAAGGUGGUGAUCGCCAGCUCGGGGGUGAAUAUGAGGUUGAGAGAUAAUAAGGAGCUGGUUAAGAGAGCGAAUAUGGAGAGGAUUGAGGAGGUUAUGCUGCCGAAGACGGCGGCGCAGUUGCGGAGUUUGACGGCCUUGGCGGUUUUCCGGCGGACGCGCGUGCCGGAUUUCUUCUUGAAUGAUGUUAUUCGGACAUUGUACAAUGAAAAUAGAGAGGAGAAGUUAGAAUUAUUAAAGGGAUUGACAAUUGGACAGAACGACAUCGUCAACUUGUCUCCUCUUAAACAGGAGGUGCUGAUCAUCUGGGGAGACAAUGAUAGAAUAUUUUUGUUAGAGAAAGCACAGGAGCUUAAAGAGAUGCUGGGUGGGAAUGUAAAAUUGGAAGUGAUAAAGAAUGCAGCACAUGUACCGCAGCUGGAGCAUCCGAAACAAUUCAAUACCAUUCUCAAGAAUUAUUUAUGUGGAUUAUAGAUACUUAAUUAAUUUGUUGCAAGAUAUGGAUUAGUUUUCUCAAUUAUUUUACUUGUAGAGUACCAUUUUGCCAAACUUUCGAGUUUUGAUGGUUCAAAUAUAAUAUAUGUACAGCUUCUUGUAUCGUCCCAAAAUUAUAAUGUCAGAUAUUCUAGUCCGGUUCAGUAAUCGACGAUAGACAAAAUUCAUUUUUCUUUC